This is a messenger RNA of Pseudocercospora fijiensis CIRAD86, 1647 nucleotides long. RefSeq lists its product as uncharacterized. Lineage: Eukaryota; Fungi; Ascomycota; Dothideomycetes; Mycosphaerellales; Mycosphaerellaceae. The transcript is spliced from 21 exons. Bases 1 to 1647 code for a protein of 548 amino acids. The record is from RefSeq and is a predicted model, not a curated record.
AUGUCGACGGGGAGGAGGGAACUGAUAAUCCACUUCAAAAAGCAGCACUUACAUGCGCAUGUGCCCUCGAUACACCUACUUCACAUGCUAUAUACACGGCUAUCUUCGGGAUUCGGAUACAUUGAGAGCACAUGCAGGCUGCAUACAAAAACAUCAUCUUCUAACCAGGUUGCUCUUCUUCUUCUCAACAUCCACCACCGACUCUUCCCACAUUGUGGGUCUGAGAGGGGUAGCAACAUAGACUUGCAAGUUAUGCAUUUCUAUUCCAACAUGGGUUCGAAAGUGGGUGGAACACGAGCUCGAGCAAAUACAGCAUCGAGGGGCAACCGCAAGUGCUCUUCUUUUAGCCAGCUUGGGGGCGCAGGCAAAUCACCAGAAAGCUUUGAGGCAAGUUCAUUAUGCGACUACCAUGGCAUCGAACAGGAUCAAGAGCAUCAUCGACAGAGAGAUAGAAAGUCCUUCCCAGCAAACACACUUCAAAUACAUCCAAAGCCAAAUUCUCAUACAGUAAGAAUGAACCCAACAUCCCACCCCAAAACUUCCGGAUGGAUUCUGAUCGACGCACCAGAAAUCACCACCCUCCAUCUAUCUAUCUAUCUAUCUCCUCCUCCACCGAACCCUCCUCACCAUCCCCAACCUAUCCAUCUCCGCCCCAAUCCCCCAAACAUACACUCUCUUCCCACAACUCCCACAGAUCGCUCGGGUAACAUCCAUCAAACCCAGGAACCUCUCUCCCCUCUCCGUGAUUCCGCCGUGGGCCAGAGCCGAGUUAUUAAAAUGUACUCCAUAAGUCGGGCAGCUGGAAGAUCCGGUAGAAGUUCCAGGGCAAGGAGUUUUGAUGCCGCCGCAGGCUCUGCAGUGGGGACAAAUGAUUCGGGUGAGGAUGCACAUUGUUGGGGGGGGGGGGGGGGGGAUCCGAUAUGUAUGGGGCGGGAGGGUGGGAGUACUAGAGUUGAUCGGACUGAGCGCUUCGGAUCGACCUUUCUUUCGAUCGAUUUUGGGAGCUGGGCCGUCGCGUUGAGGGUUCACCAGCUCUAUAUUGACUCACGGUUGAGACAAGUAAUUGUAUUGAAGAGUGGUAGUGGCGGACGCAUGUCAUUUGCUCUUCGGCGUGAUCGGCAAGACAAGUUCGCAGCUAUGGGGAGAGCUUCCUCAUGGGGUCCAGGUAGGAUUAUACAGUCAUGGGAUAGAAUGCCAGAUUCUUAUUGUGGUCUUGCUUCCGCCACUCUCUUGAAGCAGAUAAGCUCUAAAGGUGUCAGGAAGGUAGUCAUCUCCACAGAAUUGCUCGGUAAUCGUUUUGCCAAUGACAUUCUUUCCAGUGACAAUGAUCAUACACGAGACGGUCCCGCCACUGAUAAGGGAGUUUUCCAUGCGAGACCCCUAAACUGUCGAGUUGAGAAUCCGAAUCCAAGUGCGGCCAUAUUGCUGACAGUUCAGCCUAUGAAAGGUGGAAUGCUGAAAACUACUCAGCCGCGGCGCUUAGGCAAAGGCUCGAGGCAGAGCUUGCUAUUUGGGUACACCGUGGCUGAGCGCAGUUCUCAUGCUCGCUAUAUGAUCUUGCUUGUGGGCCAACAUACAUUGAAAUUUGCUGCCGAAGAACGAACGCUCUUACCGAAUGUGAUAAGCAAAAAGAGGGACUGGACAUGA